This is a messenger RNA of Gavia stellata (red-throated loon), 2784 nucleotides long. RefSeq names its product dipeptidyl peptidase 8 (gene DPP8). NCBI's taxonomy places the organism in Eukaryota, Metazoa, Chordata, Aves, Gaviiformes, Gaviidae. The transcript is spliced from 19 exons. Gene Ontology annotation, biological process: proteolysis. The coding region runs from base 1 to 2667 and encodes 888 amino acids. Gene Ontology annotation, molecular function: serine-type peptidase activity; dipeptidyl-peptidase activity. The record is from RefSeq and is a predicted model, not a curated record.
AUGGCAGCAGCCAUGGAAACUGAACAGCCGGGCCUUGAAAUCUUUGAAACUGCGGGCUGUGAGGAGCGGGUCCAGAGAGAGGAGCAGCCAAAACUGGAACCUUUCUAUGUAGAGAGACAUUCCUGGAGCCAGCUUCGGAAACUGCUUACAGAUACACGGAAGUAUCAUGGGUACAUGAUGGCAAAAGCCCCUCAUGACUUUAUGUUUGUGAAGAAAAAUGAUCCUGAAGGACCUCAUUCCGACAGGAUCUACUAUCUGGCAAUGUCUGGGGAGAACAGAGAGAACACGCUCUUCUACUCUGAAAUUCCCAAAACCAUAAACAAAGCUGCUGUCCUGUUGCUUUCCUGGAAGCCUCUUUUGGAUCUUUUUCCGGCCAUCCUGGACUAUGGGAUGUACUCUCGUGAAGAGGAGUUGCUACGGGAGAGGAAGCGUAUUGGCACCAUUGGGAUUGCCUCUUAUGAUUACCACCGAGAAAGCGGCACCUUUCUGUUUCAGGCUGGGAGUGGAAUUUAUCAUGUAAAAGAUGGAGGCCCUCAUGGAUUCACUCAACAGCCUUUAAGACCCAUUCUGGUAGAGACCAGUUGUCCAAAUAUCCGGAUGGAUCCCAAGCUUUGUCCAGCUGAUCCAAAUUGGAUUGCAUUUAUCCAUAGCAAUGACAUCUGGAUAUCUAAUAUAGAAACCAGAGAAGAAAGGAGGCUAACGUUUGUGCACAAUGAACUGGCCAAUGUUGAGGAGGAUCCAAAAUCUGCUGGUGUGGCUACUUUUGUGCUGCAGGAGGAGUUUGACAGAUACACUGGCUACUGGUGGAGCCCAAAGGCACAGCCAAAUGUUAAUUCAUUUACAGCACUGAAUGGAGGUAAAAUUUUUCGAAUUCUUUAUGAAGAAAAUGAUGAGUCAGAGGUGGAAAUUAUUCAUGUCACAUCGCCCAUGCUGGAGACAAGAAGAACAGAUUCUUUCCGGUACCCCAAAACUGGUACAGCAAAUCCAAAGGUCACUUUCAAGAUAUCUGAAGUGACAAUCAAUGCGGAAGGCAGAAUUGCAGAUGUUGUGGAUAAAGAGCUAGUUCAGCCGUUCGAGAUCCUCUUUGAAGGAGUAGAGUACAUUGCUAGAGCUGGGUGGACGCCAGAAGGAAAAUACAUCUGGUCCAUCUUACUGGAUCGCUCCCAAACUCGACUUCAGAUAGUCUUGAUCCCUCCUGCAUUAUUCAUCCCCACAGAAGAUGAUGCAAUGGAAAGACAGAAACUUAUCGAUGCUGUACCAGAUUCUGUUACACCUUUCAUUAUUUAUGAAGAAACAACAGACAUCUGGAUAAAUAUCCAUGAUAUCUUCUAUGUUUUCCCUCAAACCCGUGAAGAUGAGAUAGAGUUUAUUUUUGCCUCUGAGUGUAAAACAGGAUUCCGGCACCUAUACAAAGUCAUCUCAGUUUUGAAGGAGAGCAAGUAUAAACGGUCAUGUGGAGGCCUCCCUGCUCCAAGUGACUUCAAGUGUCCCAUCAAAGAGGAGAUAGCGAUUACUAGUGGAGAAUGGGAAGUGCUUGGCAGACAUGGAUCCAAUAUCUAUGUUGAUGAAGCCAAAAAACUGGUAUACUUUCAAGGCACAAAAGACUCACCUUUAGAGCAUCACUUGUACGUUGUUAACUAUGAGAAUCCCGGAGAAGCAAAGCGGCUGACAGAACGUGGUUACUCUCAUGCCUGCUGUGUCAGCCAGGAUUGUGACAUGUUCAUCAGCAAGUACAGUAAUCAGAAGAACCCGCACUGUGUGUCACUUUACCGGCUGACAGGACCUGAAGAUGAUGCAGCUCAUAGGACAAAGGAAUUCUGGGCUACCAUUUUAGAUUCAGCAGGCCCCCUUCCUGAUUACAUUCCCCCAGAAGUGUUCUCCUUUGAGAGCUCCACGGGGUUUACGCUCUAUGGGAUGAUGUACAAACCUCACAACCUGCAACCUGGGAAGAAGUACCCCACUGUGCUCUUCAUCUAUGGAGGGCCUCAGGUACAGCUAGUGAACAAUAGGUUUAAAGGAAUCAAGUAUUUCCGUUUGAACACUUUGGCCUCUUUAGGCUACGUCGUUGUUGUCAUUGACAACAGGGGGUCCUGCCACCGAGGGCUGAAGUUUGAAGGAGCCUUUAAAUACAAAAUGGGACAAAUAGAAAUUGAUGACCAGGUGGAAGGGCUGCAGUAUUUAGCAUCGCAGUAUGACUUCAUUGAUUUGGAUCGUGUUGGCAUUCAUGGCUGGUCCUAUGGAGGCUACCUCUCUCUUAUGGCUUUAAUGCAGAGGUCAGAUAUCUUCAGGGUUGCCAUUGCCGGAGCACCCGUCACGCUGUGGAUUUUCUAUGACACUGGUUACACAGAGCGCUACAUGGGCCACCCGGAUCACAACGAGCAGGGGUAUUACCUAGGGUCGGUGGCCAUGCAAGCUGAGAAGUUUCCUUCUGAACCAAACCGUUUGCUGCUGCUACAUGGAUUCUUGGAUGAAAAUGUUCACUUUGCACACACUAGUAUUUUGCUCAGCUUUUUAGUGAGAGCUGGGAAACCGUAUGACUUGCAGAUCUACCCUCAGGAGAGACACAGUAUAAGGGUACCCGAGUCGGGAGAGCACUAUGAACUCCAUCUACUGUAUUACCUGCAAGAGAAUCUGGGCUCUCAUAUUGCUGCCCUGAAGGCAAUGUAACUGACCUCUGCAGAACUCUGCUCCACUGGCUGCUUUACCGAACGAGGAGAUGUAGGAAACUAGAGAAAAUAGGAUGGAAUAUUGCAUUUUGGUGCCUGCCACAUAUGCACACAUGUG